AUGCUUGUGAUUGCUGUGUUUGUGGUGUGCGCUACAAUUGCUGCGGGAGCUCCAAUCGAAGCGGAAAACAGCGAUUUACUCAGCUACGAGAAUGUGCAAACCGACAAUGGAUACCGGUUCUCAUACGAAACUAAAGAUGGGCAAGCACGUGAAGAGGUUGGUACGUUUGAUCCCAGUACAGGAGCAAUGUCUGUUACCGGAUGGUACAGCUACCGCACACCAGAUGGCACCGAGUAUCGAGUCGAUUUCAUAGCAGAUGAAAAUGGCUACCGAGUUACUAAGGACCCUGAUGAAAUUGAUCCAGACUUCAUGCCCCAUGUUGAGGCAGCUCCUAUUAAUAAUGCGCUGCUGCUUUCACUCGUUGGUUAA
Messenger RNA from Anopheles maculipalpis, 369 nucleotides. RefSeq names its product larval cuticle protein 65Ag1-like. Bases 1 to 369 code for a protein of 122 amino acids. The record is from RefSeq and is a predicted model, not a curated record. Gene Ontology annotation, cellular component: chitin-based extracellular matrix. The transcript is spliced from 3 exons. Gene Ontology annotation, molecular function: structural constituent of chitin-based larval cuticle. Lineage: Eukaryota; Metazoa; Arthropoda; Insecta; Diptera; Culicidae.